AUGACUAUUUUUAAGACAGCUACUCUCGUCGCAUUGGCCGCUGCGCUGGCAAAUGCCCAGUCUGCAAACCCUGGCGUUGGUUCAAACCCUAAGGCCGACGGUGCAACCGACGAAGUCACUUCGAAUACUGGACCCAAUGGAUCCGAAGAUUGGCUAAAUACCGGUAUUACCGACGGCGGUUGGAAGCCGCCGUUCCUUGCACUCGAAGACAUCUACCACAUCUCGCUAGAUACUUUCUACGGCGGUAUCGGAUCUUCCUGCAAGCAGUACGACCAGUACUUCCAAAGCGCCGGUUCAAAGUACAACGUCGAUCCCGUCAUUCUAGCCGUCUCUUGUGCCAACUAUCCCAACGGCGAGUGCACCGACUCGAUUCAGGACAACGUCGAUGCCGGCACAAACUAUCUUCAGGAUCAGAUCAAAUCGAAUGGCGGAAAUGCGAUCCAGGCUUUUGGCGCGUAUAACGGAUGGUUUGUGGCUGGUAAUGGACUGAACGACAACAAGGGACUCACAGAGGAUUAUCCCUGCUCCUCCGAGGGACAGUCAAAUGGCGUGCCCCAAAACCUGGAUUAUCUUCACCAAGUACUUAAUGGAUGGUUGUUGGGGCUGGAUGUAUAUGGAGAUGAUAACUGGAUUGGAACUUACAAGUGUGACCAGUCUUGCAGCAAUGGCAGCAAGUGCUAA
Molecule: messenger RNA, 681 nt
Organism: Penicillium cosmopolitanum
Lineage: Eukaryota; Fungi; Ascomycota; Eurotiomycetes; Eurotiales; Aspergillaceae
Product: putative extracellular soluble lytic transglycosylase
Exons: 3
Coding region: 1-681 (226 amino acids)
Source: RefSeq, a predicted model, not a curated record